Molecule: messenger RNA, 1203 nt
Organism: Gymnodraco acuticeps
Lineage: Eukaryota; Metazoa; Chordata; Actinopteri; Perciformes; Bathydraconidae
Gene: mcrip1
Product: MAPK regulated corepressor interacting protein 1
Source: RefSeq, a predicted model, not a curated record
CUUCCGUGUUCAUUGGUCUUUCCCGGAAAUGAUUGGUUGGCAUUGGCAACGUUUUAGCCAGGUCUAACGGCGUACACACUCUCUGAAUAAAGAAAACGAAAGGAAGGGUUAUAAAAAAGAUCUCAGCUGCAGACUUCUGAUCUUUUAUUCUUCAAAUCCACUCACCAUAGAGGAGCGUGGAGCGAGUACAGACUGCAAACAGAAUGACCAGCUCAUCUGCUCCCAGGAUGGUGAAUAGUUACAAGCGGACCUCGAGCCCCCGAUCCCCUACUAACACUGGGGAGCUUUUCACCCCAGCACAUGAGGAAAUGCGCUUUAUACAUGAUACCUGGCAGUGUGUGCUCCGAGACAUCAGAUCAACACAAAAUAGCGAACGUAAUGACCGUGGACCACAGGAGUAUGUGGAAAAGAACCCAAAUCCUAACCUACAUUCUUUCACGCCAGUGGACCUGAGCGACCUUAAGAAACGUAACACACAGGACUCCAAGAAGUCCUAGUGUUUCCAUGGCGGUCCAGUCACUUCUUUCCACCCAUUUUCCUCGAGAACUUUUUCCUCCAUCAGCCAGAAAGUCAGCCCUGUUGGCCAGUCUAGCACAGAAUGCCAAUCUCAUCUCUCAACUCUGGACCACAGCAGCCCCCGUCUUUUUCUUUGGCCCACCUACACCUGACCACGAAGAAAAGGAAACCGGUUUCCAGGGAGCUCAAAUUAUUUCGCCUCUCGGUUCGUGUUUUUAUUCAAGUGACAAAAAUCUUGAUAUGUACAUUCUUUAUGUGAAUGGGACUGAUGCAAACUUUUAUCAAAAUCUGCUGACAUCUGAUGCUGAGGUGGCAAACUGUCAACAUUCUCCACAGGACACAAAUGACUGCAGUCUUAAAUACAAAACCUUGUUUUCUUUAAUACUGCUACUUAUACGACUUUGGAGGAAAAAUACGAAAGGGCUUGACUUCUUUCUUUUUUUUGGGUUCGUUUGGGAGAUAGUUCAGUAAAUUGUAGAAGUAGUCAAAUGGUCACAUUGGAUAUACCAUUUGUGGGCAAGUUUGGAAGCCAAAUGCAAUGUAGAAGGCCAAUGUUUUGUAUUAUAAUGUCUUUCCUCCCCCAAAUGGACUUUACUAAGUAGAGACCUCCCCAAGUAUGCUGCCCUUGGUUGAACCCCCCUCCCCUAAGCCUUGAAACAAAAUGUUGAAUAAAGGACUUUUACAGUA